AGUGUUGACUGCUGCCCACUAGUGUAUAUCGUUUUCAGAAUUACAGUUGAAGAUAAACAUAACAAAAAUGUGUAAUGUCAUAUCAUGGUUCAUAUUCUGGAUGUUUUUAUUUACGUGUGCUGAUGGUUCCGUUACCAUAAGUUCAUCAGCAGCGACUGUUCCGGAGGGGUCAUCACUGACAUUAACAUGCACGUACACUGGAAUUAAUCAGCUGUCUGUAAUAAGAUGGAUAAACAAUGGCAAUAAUUCGACACGAAAAUACGAAAUAACAAUCCAACCAAAAGAACCAUGUUCAAUAUUUGUGACUGGUCUCGACGAAACUCUCUUCACCUACACCUGUAACACGCUGACUAUUUUAAAUGUAACACGGAAUUAUCAUAACGACAACUUUACAUGUCAAGCAAAUGCGAAUAUAAACAGUGGCAAUAGUUUUGUCGUCAGUGUUGCAGUGCCAAUAUCAACAGUAGUCUUGACAUCACCGACAGAUUCAAAUGCCACUGUCAACGCGGGCUCAUCGAUAAAUUUCACGUGUCGUACAUCUGGGGGUCUUCCACAACCAAUAGUGGAGUGGUAUAAGACGUCUAAUAGCAGCUGCACCAGGAAUGGCUUCAAGAUAAUGAAUUCCAUACCCAGUUCACCGUCUGAAAUCAAUGGUCUUAUACAGGUGGAAAGUUCACUGUUAUUCACAGCAUCCAGUUUGGACAAUAAUCUCUGGAUUUGCUGCGCGGCAAGUAAUAUCAACUCUCAGUGGAAACUGUCAGGAACGAAGCUUCUAGACGUAAGAUAUCCUCCACCUUAUCCGCCAGUGAUUGACGACUUCAACACAAUAACAGAUUACCAGAUGAUAGAGAAUAGCACCGAACGCCUUACAUGUAGAAGUACUGGCGGUAAUCCUCUUGCCAGCCUUGCGUGGAGUUGUUACAAUGGCAUCGAGUCAAACCCUAACGUUAGCGGCGGUUCAAUCAGUCGUUCUGUACAGUUCACAGCGCGGCGUAACCAAGACAACACGUGCACGUGUACUGCCACGCAUGAGGCGGGACCGUUGCAACAGGCUACAAUGGACGUCAAUAUUAUGUAUCCCCCUUCAAAACCGGAAUUCAAAGUGGACGGUACACCAGUUGGCGUCGCGAUUAGCAUAAUUAAAGACAGUGAUCAGACGGUGACGUGUCACAGUUUUGGAAAACCUAAUCCAUCUACAAACGAUUUCACAUGGACAAAAGGAAGUGUCAUUGUUAGUUCCAACUCGGUUUUAAGCUGGACCGGCGGAAUCCGAAUUCAGGAUGGAGGCAGUUACAAAUGUACCGUUACAACAACGAUGACACCAUCGAAUACCAGCAAAACUCCAGUUACAACAGAGGUAUCUUCUGACGUCACCAUGAAUGUACUAUACGCCCCGUCCACACCAGAAAUACGAAUGAACACUUUGAGUGGGGACGUGAUAACGGACCAGAUCACGGUUGUGAUUAACAGGCAGUUUGAGUUGGCGUGCAAGGCGGCAGCACAUCCAGCCGCAAAUUACAGUUGGACAGGCGGCUCCAGAACAGAUCACUCACAUAUUCUACAGGAUACCAUUACAACAAAGACAAACACGUCAAGGACAUGUACAGCCCAUAAUGUGCUGAAACCGUCCGUCGGAAUUGAGCAGACCCCAUCCUCGUCAGCUUCUAUAGCCGUGUAUAUAAAUUAUCCACCCGAGUCUCUCACUGUGCGGCACACAACAGAAAAUGGUAACAUGGUUUUAUCCAAAUAUAACAUCAUGGAAAGCGCAAACUUGAAGCUAUUUUGCAAUAGUGAAAGCAACCCAUCAUCAUCAUUUUCCUGGACAGGAUCAAACAUAUUGCAGACUGGAAGUGUUCUUCACCGCAGUAAUAUAAGCAGAUCGGAGAAGGGUCAUUUGUCGUGUACGGCUAGAAAUACAAUGACGCAUAUGGACCAGCUUGUAGAAGGAUUGUCGUCUGCAAAUAUAACUCUCAACAUUCUCUAUUCGCCACGGUUGCAUCAACUGUCCCGGCUUAACGCCCUGGAAGGUGAAAACAUAACUCUGAAAUGUGAAUACGAGCCAGGUAACCCUACAGAAACAACAGUCUUAAUUGCUCGGUUACACGACCGAAUUACCUGGACCGAUGGAACACAUUUCAUUCCAUCGCUGAAGAGAACCGAUGCCGGUAUGUACAAUUGCACAGUUCGUAACAUCAUGCAGCCAACGGGACAACUGAAUGAAAUCGUUGGAGAGGAUACAGGAAUUUUUCAGGUUAACGUAUGGUACAAAACUUCUGUGUCCAAGUUUGGUUUAACCAGUCAUCCCGACGCGAAUAAUGUUACUGUUGAUGAAAACGCAACUCUUAACUUCUUCUGUGAAGUUGACAGUAACCCAAACUCCACCAUUGUAUUUGGAAGAUCGGACAGGCUACUGAACAACACUACUCUAAAAAAGAACGACGGGUUUCUUCAUUUGGCAUUUGAUGUUCAACAAGCUGGCUGUCUUGAUACAGCAAGCUACUAUUGUUUUGGGUAUAACAACUACACAGAGAUUGAGACGGCACCAAGGAAACAAAUGGACGUGUAUGUUCGAUGUUCACCAAGAGCAUCAGGAGGUCAAUGGGAAAGCAACAUUACAGGGGCUGCUGGUGGCAAUGCAACGUUUUCCUUUGAUGUAGUGGCAUAUCCUGUUCCAAAUAAAGACGGAUAUGUAUGGCACAAAUGGAAUGGGACAACGUAUUCUCAACUUUACAACAGUGACAAAUAUACCGUCAACAAUGCCGGUGUUUCUACAACAUUCACCAUCAAUGCUAUUGAGCAAGAAGAUUUUUCAACCUAUCUGCUAACGGUGUCCAAUGGAAUAAUUCCAGACUUCAACAAAUUAUUCAACUUAAGAUCUCAAGAUGUCCCUCAGUGUCCAACCGAUGUAACAAUUAGUGCAACGACAUCGUCUUCAGCUAUAGUGGAGUGGAACAGUCAAUUCAAUGGUGGACUUCAGCAAACAUUUGUUAUUUUGUACAAAGCGAUUGAAAGUUCAGAUUACUUGGUUCUUACAGAAGAUGAGAUCGAGAGACAGAAGACACAUUACGAAGUAACAAUAACGGGAUUAAAAGACGGAUCGACUUAUGAUGUCAUUAUGUUCUCAAGAAACGAAAAAGGAAAUUGUAAACAAAAUAAUUCACUCCAAUUCGACACAGAACUUCUUGUUGAUGACCCGCCGCUAUCAAAUACAGCAUUGAUCGGAGGUUUGGCUGGUGGUAUUUCUGCAGUUUGCGUUGCAUUCUUCGUCGUCGUUGUUGUUCUCUUCUUACGGAAAAGAAUGUCUUAUAAAAAAGGUGAAUCUCGCCAGGCACUUACCAAGGGCCAAAAACUGCGGACUUUAAAUGCUGUCGAAGAAGAUGCAGAUGAUCUCCCUGAUGAGGUUGAAAAUCCAAUGUAUGAAAGCUCACAACCUGCAGCAAUGAAGCAGGACUCUCCUGAUGUCCUUUAUGCGUUGCCCAAGAAGAACGAUGGCGAUAUAUACGCUGUAGUAGACAAAGCAAACAAACGACCAACUAAAUCCCAAGGCACCAAGAAGCAAAAAAAUGAUGCACACGACAAUGCCGGGUUCGAUAUUUACGAAAAUAAUCAAUCUCCUCAACAUCCAGCCAAGAAAAACGUCAAUCAUGACGGUCUUGUCUAUGCUGAUAUCGUAUUCGCUAAUCCUCCGAAAGGUCAAAAGAGAUUGGUUAUCCAUGGAAUUGACGACAUGACUGUGUAUGCUGAUGUUGAUCUGACUAAGAAGGUUGAUCCUUUUCCUGAUAGCGACGAAGAAGAUGGUGGUAAAAAAAAACCCAAUACAAAAUAAAAGCACUGUACUACUACGACGCUUAUAUACGAUAUACUUUAUAAUAAUAUUUUACUUUUCUUUUGUAUAUUAUAUUAUUAAUGAAGUGCUUGAAUGUUUGUUUUGAAAUACGUAUAUGACACUAAAACAAUGCCAUAUACUGCUAACAGCUCUAUAGUGUCUUUUCGUGGUGUACUAUCCAGUAAUGGAGUGGCAAUUAGCUUUGCGGUAGCCUUUUAAAGGCCACAACAAUGACAAAAUAAGAAUAUUCAUCCGUUAUUUAUGUGCCAGAUCCUAAUGGUACAGAUUUGGCCAAACACUUUGGUAUACAGUCGAAACUUGUUGGCUCUAUAUCGUUUGGCUAGAUUUACUCGUUGGCUCGAAGUGGAUGUAAAGAACCGAAUUUUAUUUACUACAUGUAAUUAUUCUCGCUUGGCCCAUUUUUUGCAAGGCUCGAAGUAUCUUGGCCGGUCCCUGGGAUGUCGAGCCAACGGGUCUCGACUGUAUAACAUUUUUGUUUGACAAAUCAACUUUGAUGCCAGAAAGUCUCCUGAAUAAUACCGUACUGAAAAGUGUGCAUAUUACUGAUUAUGUUUUUACUACAUAUGUUAAUGGUACUUUAUGGAAAUUAUUCACACAAGUCUGUACAACGACAAACAAGAACAUUUACAAUUGUACAUACAUUAUAUAUAUAUCCUCUGUUAAAUAUUCAAAUAAGUUUGUUCUUUAACGGACAUGUACAUGUUUGCUAUUAAUGUGUUGAUGUCGAGAUUAUUAUAAUACAUAGACUACUAAACAUGGUGUUGAACCCACUUGCCGCUUUUUUCACAUGUCUAUUAUAUACUAACCAAAAGAUGGUAUGGAUUGAACAUCUCAGUUUUCUUAACACUAUACCUAUACAGCUUAUAUUGUUUGGAGACAAAUCUUACACCUUUAGUAUCAUCAAGCAUUUCUUCCAUCAAGUACAAACAUUUAUCGCCAACAUCAAACAUACUCACCGUCUCUAACUCGGCUUAUUUACUUCUCCUUUCCUUCAAUCUCUAUUUCCGUUUUAGUCCUUCACUCCUGUUAUGUCUUCCGCACUACACAAUGUCAAACUUUGUAUUUUAUGCAAACAGAAAUACAUGUUUAUUAAAAUAUUUUAGCGUCUCGGCUACGCCAUCCGCUGUAACAAUAUCAAUGUUUGUUCAUUCUAUCCUAGUGUACUAUUGUGAAUAAUGAAUCAAAUAUGACAAUAUGUCAACUCUGGUAUUUCACACCACAUGUCAACUAUUCUAAUGAUAUAUUGAAGAGAGACUUAGAUAAAGCAUUUAUGCUUAAUUCUCAAUCCUGUAAAUGUGUAACUAAAUUUCUAGAAGAACUAAUUCUUGAUAUUUCCUACUUACACAUAUAGAUAUUAAGUAUCAUGACUUCUUUGUGAUUAUCUGUCUUCUUGCUAUUAUGUGUGUUUUUCAACGUAUUAUAUAACCAGAAUAAAGCUUAACCAGA
Molecule: messenger RNA, 5293 nt
Organism: Mya arenaria
Lineage: Eukaryota; Metazoa; Mollusca; Bivalvia; Myida; Myidae
Product: hemicentin-1-like
Exons: 17
Coding region: 68-3826 (1252 amino acids)
Molecular function (GO): protein binding
Source: RefSeq, a predicted model, not a curated record